GUAUCUUAAACUCCAUAAAAAGAUAAAACCCUUAGACAUUUGAUAAUGCCGACGAUGGUCUCAUAUUUUGACAAGGUGAUUGAUCUGAAACCUGGUAAAACGACCUGGAAAAUAAGGGUCCAUAUUGUGCGUCUGUGGAGACAAUUCACCGUAGCAGGUAUCCAGAGUAUUGAGAUGGUUUUAGUUGAUUCCCAUGGUGAUGCUAUUCAUGCAACUAUUAGUGAGGAAUUAGUUCCUACAUUUGAAUCCAACAUCCUAGAAGGUGACUCGAAGAUUUUCUAUAAUUUUCAACUUUCUCUAUCCACCGACUCCUAUCGAACAACAAACCAUCCUUACAAAAUUUUGUUACAAGACUUUACUCGGGUUCGAUUUUGUGAGGAUAUGUCGUUCAGUUCGACCGGUUUUAAACCUUGCAGUUUUCAUGAUAUCUUAAACGGUAGUCUGAACCCGCAAUAUUUGUUCGAUAUUAUUGGUCAGGUUGUGGAGAUUUCUAAUGUUGAAAUCGUCUCUCUUAAUGGAAAGGACACCGAAAAGAUUUCGUUAGAGUUAAAAAAUCCGGAAGAUGUUAGAAUUCCAUUGGUUGUAUGGGGUAAAGUUGCUCUAGAGCUAAGCGAAUCAAUUGAACUUAUUUCUGAAAAAACUGUAAUUUGUGUCAUGAGAUUUGCAAAGGUCAAAGUUUGGAAAGAUAGGCGAAGUGUAUGUAAUGCAUACAAUGUUUCUUCUAUCUCCCUUAAUCCGUGGAUGAAGGAGGUGGAUGCUUUCUUAUCUUUGUCAGACGAAGAAGACUACUUCGUUCAGACUCCACAGAAAACAAUAGCUGAAAUAUUGGAGACGACCAAGGUGGAGAGGUGUUUCCUAAGGUGCACCAUAGCGGCUAUUGAUAGUGAUUUGGGUUUGCACUAUAUGAGUUGCAAAGGAUGUGGUACAAAAAUAGACAUGUUGCAUAAUAACCUUUGUGCCGAAGGUACCUAUGAACUGGAUAGGCGUUUUAUGUUCUAUUGUACUAAGUGCAAGGUUCUCAAUCCUAAGCGGUCGUUAAGGCCGAAGCUGCAUUUGGUGGUACUAGAUGAUACAGGUCACACUAAGCUUUUGGUGUUAGAUAGUAUUGCACUCCAAUUGCUCCAUCAACCUUUCAGUCAUGCAAUGACACCUAUCAAAGAUAAUGGAGAUACCAGUGUUUUGCGGACUGCUCUGACCAAACUGGUUGGUAAAACCUAUUUAUUUAAGAUCAUAAUAGAUCGCAAUAAUUAUCAGUACAAGGACGAUACAUUUAAGGUCGCGAAGAUUAUCACCAGCCCAUAUAUGAUGAACGAGUUUGACGUGUCCCCUUAUCCUAAGGGAUGCUCGAAUACGUUUAGAACAGAGUUUUAUAAAGUGUCUCAAAUCCCAGAGCAUGCGAUGCUUGUACCUGGUUCUUCUUAUAGGAGCUCAAAAUUUAAGAUCAUGACUCCUGCUAAACGUGAAGGUUCUCCGAUCGAAAGUUUAGAAGCGAAUGCCUACCUCAGUGCUGAUACCAAACCUGGAGCUUCGUUUUGGAUCAAGAAAGAGAAGCAUUAA
Molecule: messenger RNA, 1557 nt
Organism: Raphanus sativus (radish)
Lineage: Eukaryota; Viridiplantae; Streptophyta; Magnoliopsida; Brassicales; Brassicaceae
Exons: 11
Coding region: 46-1557 (503 amino acids)
Source: RefSeq, a predicted model, not a curated record